Molecule: messenger RNA, 2245 nt
Organism: Peromyscus californicus insignis
Lineage: Eukaryota; Metazoa; Chordata; Mammalia; Rodentia; Cricetidae
Gene: Abraxas1
Product: abraxas 1, BRCA1 A complex subunit
Exons: 9
Coding region: 53-1270 (405 amino acids)
Biological process (GO): attachment of spindle microtubules to kinetochore; mitotic spindle assembly; protein K63-linked deubiquitination
Cellular component (GO): nucleus
Molecular function (GO): microtubule binding; polyubiquitin modification-dependent protein binding
Source: RefSeq, a predicted model, not a curated record
UCCCGUCAUGCGCCGCGGUGGUGGCAGUGGCGGUCCCGACUGAGGCGGCGGUAUGGAGGGCGAGAGCACGUUGGGGGUGCUGUCUGGCUUCGUGCUCGGCGCGCUCACCUUCCAGCAUCUCAACACCGACUCCGACACGGAAGGUUUUCUUCUCGGGGAAAUGAAAGGUGAAGCUAAGAACAGCAUUACUGAUUCACAAAUGGAUAAUGUUAAAGUCGUUUAUACAAUUGACAUUCAGAAAUAUAUUCCAUGCUACCGGCUUUUUAGCUUUUAUAAUUCUUCAGGUGAAGUAAACGAACACGCACUGAAGAAAAUUCUUUCAAAUGUCAAAAAGACUGUGGUGGGUUGGUACAAAUUCCGUCGUCACUCGGAUCAGAUAAUGACGUUUAGAGAGCAGUUGCUGCACAGAAACUUACAGACGCAUCUUUCAAGCCCAGAGCUUGUUUUUCUGCUGUUAACACCAAGUAUUGCAACAGAAAGCUGUUCCACUCACUGCCUGGAGCACGCCUUAUAUAAACCUCAGACGGGGCUUUUUCAUAGAGUACCUUUGGUGGUUGCCAAUCUGGGAAUGUCUGAUCAACUGGGUUAUAAAACAGAAUCUGCUUCCUGUACGUCCACUGGCUUUAGCAGAGCAGUGAGAACACACAGUUCUCAGUUUUUUAAUGAAGAUGGAUCGUUAAAGGAGGUGCAUAAGAUAAAUGAAAUGUACGCUGCUAUACAAGAAGAAUUGAAGAGUAUAUGCCAAAAAGUUGAACAAAGUGAACGAGAAGUGGAGAAACUAAUGCUGGAUGUAAACCGACUAAAAGAAGUUAGAAAAGAACAGCAAGCGCAGAUUAAAGCAGCGGGAGAGAAGAAUGUCCAAAACAACCCCCAGGAGAACAUUCUUCUUUGUCAAGCUUUACGAACCUUUUUCCCAGAGUCUGAAGUUCUUCAUUCUUGUGUUAUUUCUUUGAAAAAUAGACAUAUUUCUCAAAGUGGAUGUAACACGAACCACCAUCUUGAUGUGGCAAAGCUGACCUUAAUGGUGGAGUAUGUUCACAGCCCGGACACUAGUCCAGCCCCUGCAGCCCAGCUGACUAAGCGUAAAGCUCUAGACACGCAGGACCCAUGGCCUGUGAAGAAACCGCGACUGCUGGAGACAGAAAGCAGACCUGGGACAGACUCUCGAAGCAGUCACCCAAACAGAACGUCCUCAGGCAGCCUGGAUCUGGACACAGAGAUGGGGAGCACGGAGGAGGAUGGGGACUAUCCUCGCUCUCCCACGUUUUGAUUCUUGUUAGAUGAUAGUUUUGACUUGAUGAGGUUCAGACCACUUUUUUCUUCUAUUUUUACUGUCUGCCUACUGGAGUAACACAUAAAGUCCAUGUUUUACUGUAUUCGACUGUCCAUAAUGUGUAAAUAAGGUAUUUUUACUGCUCAACCGUUUAUAAUAUGUAGGUAAGUUAAUGUUUUAUAAAGUAUCUUAGAAAUUCCUGUUUGUAUCUAGUACUUUGUAAAUGUGCACAGGUUCAGCUCAGGUGCAGCCUCCUCCUCACUUCCUAGCCUCCUCUCUCUGUGCCCUCUGCUGCAGUGGUCCUCCCUCCCUUUUAUGUCUGUGUUCUGUUGUCUUCCUUGCCCCUGUAGAUUCUUUCUCUCCCAUCUCAUGACCCCUGUCUAGUGUCUUUAGCCUCUGUCCAUCCACAUUGAAGUACGUUUUAGAAAUGGAGAAUGUUUGCCUUAUUUAUAUUUGUGGUACAGGAAUGGACCACUGAGUACAGUCCAAAUGGUUUUUGGCUUGGUUUUUGUUGUUUGUUUUGAGACAAGGUUUCUCUGUGUAGUUCUGGCUGUCCCCAAACUCACAAGUAUCUGCUGCCUCUGCCUCCAAGUGCUGGGAUUAAAGAUCCAUGCCACCACACCCAGCUAAGAUGCUUUUAUCUCAAAGCCACAAUCUUUUGCUUCCCCCAAGUUAUCAAGGGAAAGACUUAAAUAGAUGCAUUCUUUUAACUAGAACACUCUUCACAUUGGGAAAGAGAAACUAGCCUUGUUUCACAACAAAAAAAAAGCACAAAAGUUUAUGAAAUUGGGCCUGGGAGUUGGCUCAGCUGGCACAGGCAUCUGCAGACAAGACUGGCAACCUGAGUGGAUUCCUGGGACUCCCGCCAUGGAAGGAAAGAACCGUCUUCCACAAGUGCCUCUGAUACUCACUGUGCCAUAGACAUAAACCCCCAUAAAUGAAUGUAAUAAAUCUAAAGUUUGUAAAGUCUCA